CCAGCGGAACUGUUUCCUGGUGAGCCUGUUUACCUGCGACACAGACGGGCACGCAUGUGGGUGCAAUGAUGGCUAGUGGAGAUGUAUUGAGCGUGCUUGAGGAGUGUGUAAAGAAAAUAAAUGCCAACACAGCCCACCCAGAAAGCUUUCUGAGCCUUCAGGAUGAAGUGGCAGCAGACUUCACAUCUCUCACUAAGACCCUGUAUGACCUCCACAAAGCCCAGGAGCCUGCAGAUUAUAAAGGCAGCCCUUUGGAUCAGCUGGUGGUGGAACACUUUGACGAAGAGCAGAUUUGGCAGGAGCUGGAGCUACAGAACAACGCUGUACUGAAACACUUUAAAGAUGUAGCUGAGGAGGCCUUGUCAGAUGAGACGUUAAAUGUGCUGGUAGAGGAAGAGGACAGUGCUGAGGAAGAAGUAGAAACUCAUGAUGAAAAUGCAGAGGAUGAGGAGGAUCCACCUAGACUGUCUAAGAAAACGGCUGUGGAGCCUGAGGACGGGGCCGAGGGUAACACAGAUGAGGACUCGGAUUUAGAUUUUGAUGUGGAUGCUCUGGAGAAGCGAGAGAAACAGAAAAAGCUGAUUGGUAUGAAAGCCUCCAAAACAAAGGUGGUUCCCUCUGAGGUUGAUGAUACAUUCUUCAAACUGUCAGAGAUGGAGUCUUUUCUUGAUGUUAUGGACAAGCAAGAAGGAAAAGAUGAUAAGAACGAAGAUGAGCUAGAUUAUUUUCAAGACCUGCCCUCGGGUGAUGACGACGAAGAUCUCGACAUAGAUCAACUACUUUCUGCCAAAAAGCAAAAGACUGUAAAGAGCUCCAGGAAUCUCAAGUACAAGGACUUCUUCGAUGCUGUUGACGGUGAACCAGCUAAAGCAGAUGAGCAGUCAGAUGGCGAGGAUGACAGCAUUGAUGAAGAAGGUGAAGAAGAUAAAGAUGACGAGGCAGAUGAUUCCGACGGCGAAGAGGAGGGUGACGAUGACGAUGAAGAGGGAAAUCAGUCGAAAGCACCCCGUAAGAAAGUGAGCUUUAAACUCCUUGGAGACGAGGACAGCGAGGGAGAGGACUUGGUCGACAUUUUAGGAGGAAAAUCUGCAAGCUCAGCAAAGACUGAAUCAAAGUCAUCAUUUGAGAAACGGCAAGACAAGAUGUCAGAGAAGAUCGAUGAGUUGGAGAAAGCAGCUCUAGCAACGAAGCCGUGGCAGCUGGCCGGAGAGGUGACGGCGCAGACGCGUCCGGAGAACAGCAUGCUGGAGGAACAUGUGGAGUUUGAGCAGACAUCCAGGAUGGCACCUGGUAUCACAGAGGAAACCACACUACAGCUUGAAGACAUCAUCAAACAGAGAAUAAAAGACCAGGCGUUUGAUGACGUGGUCCGAAAGGAGAAACCCAAAGAGGAAGUGUUUGAGUACAAGAAGAGACUUACGUUGGACCAUGAGAAGAGCAAACAAAGUCUAGCAGAAAUCUAUGAGCAGGAAUACCUCAAGCAGAAUCAGAAAAAGACAGAGGAGGAUAACCCAUCCCAUGUAGAAAUUCAAAAGCUUAUGGACACGCUCUUUCUUAAGCUGGAUGCUCUCUCCAACUUCCACUUCACACCUAAACCACAUGUUCCCGAGGUCAAAGUGGUGUCUAACCUGCCGUCCAUCACAAUGGAGGAGGUGGCUCCAGUCAGCGCUAGUGAUGCUACAAUGCUGGCACCAGAAGAAGUCAAGGAGAAGAACAAAGCAGGAGACCUUAUGGGUGAUACUGAGAAGAGUUCGACAGACAAGAAGCGGGAGAGACGCCACAAGAAGAUGGUGAAGCGUGUAAAGAUCCAGGAGAAAGAAAAGAGACAAAAACUUAAAGAGGCCAGUAGAACCGAUGAGAACAGAAAGCUGUCCAAGGCUGAAGUUGCAGAGAACCUGAAGAAACUCACAAAAGGAGGCAAAGCCACAAUACUCAAGGACGAGGGGAAGGACAAGGCUCUGCGGUCCUCUCAAGCUUUCUUCUCUGAGCUGCAGGACCAGGUUAAAAGUCAGAUCAAAAGUGCAAAGGACCAGUCUUCAAAGAAGAAGAAAAACAAAGAGGUUUCUGUCAGCAAACUCAAGUUGUAACAACUGGGACAUUUUGUUGAAGACCAAUGUUUUAUUGUAUAGAUUCUUUUUUUUUUAUGAGAAAGCGGCAAUAUAUUCAAUCUGAAAGUCCUUGUUUAAUGUCUCCAUUUUCAAUAAAAUCAAGUGAGUGCCCAGA
Messenger RNA from Trematomus bernacchii (emerald rockcod), 2223 nucleotides. It is a transcript of the gene mphosph10, whose product is annotated as M-phase phosphoprotein 10 (U3 small nucleolar ribonucleoprotein). The coding region runs from base 66 to 2087 and encodes 673 amino acids. Gene Ontology annotation, biological process: rRNA processing. Gene Ontology annotation, cellular component: Mpp10 complex; nucleus; sno(s)RNA-containing ribonucleoprotein complex. NCBI's taxonomy places the organism in Eukaryota, Metazoa, Chordata, Actinopteri, Perciformes, Nototheniidae. The record is from RefSeq and is a predicted model, not a curated record. The transcript has 11 exons.